This is a messenger RNA of Colius striatus (speckled mousebird), 942 nucleotides long. RefSeq names its product solute carrier family 25 member 48 (gene SLC25A48). Gene Ontology annotation, molecular function: transmembrane transporter activity. The record is from RefSeq and is a predicted model, not a curated record. The transcript has 8 exons. Gene Ontology annotation, biological process: transmembrane transport. Gene Ontology annotation, cellular component: mitochondrion. The coding region runs from base 1 to 921 and encodes 306 amino acids. NCBI's taxonomy places the organism in Eukaryota, Metazoa, Chordata, Aves, Coliiformes, Coliidae.
AUGGGCAGCCUCCAGCUGCAGGACUUCGCGGCGGGCUGGGUGGGCGGAGCUGCCAGCGUGGUUGUGGGCCACCCCCUGGACAUGGUCAAGACUCGUUUGCAAGCUGGCCAAGGAUAUGGAAGUACACUCAACUGUGUUCUCACUGUGUACAGAAAUGAGUCAAUGACUGGCUUCUUCAAAGGCAUGUCCUUCCCGCUGGCCAGCAUUGCUGUCUACAGCUCCGUGGUGUUCGGCAUCUUCAGCAACACGCAGCGGCUGCUCAGCCAGCUCCGCAACAGCGACCCGGCCCACGGCCCGACGCUCACCGACGUGACUCUGGCCAGCAUGGUGGCCGGGGCUGUCUCUGUGGGCAUCGGCUCUCCUGUGGACCUGGUAAAGAUAAGGCUACAGAUGCAAACGCAGCCCUACAUCAAAGCGAACAUUAAGCUAAACCCUACAGUUCCUGGAUUUCCAAUGUACCGGGGCCCCAUUCACUGCUUUAGGACAGUCCUGCAGAAAGAGGGGAUAGCAGGAGUAUACCGAGGCGCUGGAGCAAUGCUUCUGAGGGAUGUUCCUGGCUACUGCCUCUAUUUUAUCCCUUACACAUUUUUCUGUGGCUGGAUUACCCCAGAUGGAUGCCUUUCCCCUAAUCCCUUCUCUGUCUGGCUGGCAGGGGGUGUAGCAGGAGCCAUUUCCUGGACGACUGCUACUCCAAUGGAUGUUGUGAAAAGUCGACUUCAGGCAGAUGGAGUUUAUUUAAACAAGUACAAAGGGACCCUUGACUGUAUCUUGCAGAGCUACCAGAACGAGGGCUUCAAAGUCUUUUUUAGGGGCAUCACGGUCAAUGCAGUUCGAGGAUUCCCAGUGAGUUCAGCCAUGUUUCUUGGCUAUGAACUUUCCCUCAAAGCAAUGAAAAGAGACCAAACUGAGACCAAUCCUUAACUUCCAGUGUUGACCAGAAGA